Molecule: messenger RNA, 624 nt
Organism: Trichomonas vaginalis G3
Lineage: Eukaryota; Parabasalia; Trichomonadida; Trichomonadidae
Exons: 1
Coding region: 1-624 (207 amino acids)
Source: RefSeq, a predicted model, not a curated record
AUGACUGAAGCUUUUCUUCAAAGUUUAGAGAUCAAGAAACUGGAAAAUGGCUACUACGGUGCAAACCUCAGUGUCUUUACAUCUGCUGUAAAUUAUAUCAAAAAUGGUGGAUCACGCGUAGGUUUUCCAUUUUUUAAGAGUGAUAAGACAAAUACUAUAAUAGAAGCAAAGCAAAUUGAAUACGUUUAUAAUUUCAUUCAAGCAAUAUACCAAAAAGAGAUUAAAGAGCCAUUUUCAAUUGAUUUGUUUAAGAAAUGCAUUCAAGAAACAACAACAGAAGAAAAUCAGCAGCCACAGAAUACUCCAGAACUUCAAGCUGCUCCUGAUGUCCUCCCUGCAGCACCAAUACAAGAAACAAUACCAGCACAGCCAGAAGUACCACCAACCAAUAACAAUCAGCAACAGCCACCGUCACAAAGGCCAAGAAGAGUACCUAAAAAACAGCAACCAGAAGCCCCUCCAGUUGUUCAACAAACAAACGAAAAUAAUGGUUAUACAAUAGAAGAUGGAGUUCUUUCAUUCCAUACAGCUCAAUUUUCAGAAGAAAUAAAAAAGGAGCUUUGCAGGAUCCUUGGUAUUUCACCUGCUUUAGGUUUCAGUACAAUAGAAUUUCAAACUAAUUAA